GAUGUCAUCCAAUUGCAGUGUGACAACGUUACAGCUGGACUCAGUGAGCCAGGCAGAACACCCCUCUGUUCACCUGCUACCCUGUGAGAUAGAGCAUGACGGGCCUGCAGAGGUGUCCCAGUUCUUUUCAACCACCAUCAAAGACUGAAAACAUGUUACAUAGAGGCAGCAGUAGCUGCAUGCAUUCUAUACAUAGAGCGUGGAAGACCAACAUCUGAUGUCACAGAGUGCAGUGUGUAGCCUACUGUUAAUACAGAUUACUUUAAUACAGCUUGUCUCUCUUCCACAUUUCCCACAGAGAAAACGGUGUCGUUCAGGGGUCGUGGGUUAAAAGGUCAGGAGGUCAGCUGUCCGCAGGGCUACACAGGCCUGGUGCUGAGAGAGGUCAACAAACCAGGCUUUGACCAGGAGGUAAACAGUAAACACUGCCAAAAUCAUCACUGUCUGGCCAACAUCCACAUAAUCUACUGUAGCAGGUCAACAACUCACAAGGAAUGCUGUCAGAAUCUGCUCUAAUCUGCCUGUAUUCACCGACCAAUGUCCACAAAACUCUUGCCACUGGGCAACAACUCAAAGAAGAUGGCUAUAAUCAGUUUUUUGUGCUGUGAACCCCACACACCAACCAGGAAAUAUGAAACCCUUCCUUUUCCAUUGUCUGCAGCAGGGCCACAUACUGUAUAACACCAUACUGCAUAUUUAAACUCUUCACACACUUACAGUAAUGCUAUAUGUGAGGUAAUGUGUGUGUGUGUCCAGGACGGGACAGUGAAGGUGUCCUCAGUGUUCCAU
This is a messenger RNA of Coregonus sp. 'balchen', 789 nucleotides long. NCBI's taxonomy places the organism in Eukaryota, Metazoa, Chordata, Actinopteri, Salmoniformes, Salmonidae. The record is from the annotation of a GenBank genome assembly.